GUGACCUCGGGGCAGGGGCGGGGAGAGAACCAGAGGGCGAAGUGGGAGGGAACAGGGGAGACUAAAAAGGCCCGGGAAGUUGGCCUGGCGGAAGUUCCCAGGCAGAAGGCAGCGCGUUGUACCCGAGAUUCAGGGUCUGGCUCUGCUUCCCAGGCUAGAGUGCAUUUGGCGCGAUCACAGCUCACUGCAGCCUCGACCUCCUGAGCUCAAGCGAACUUCCUGCCUCAGCCUCCUGAGCUUCCUGAGUAGCUGCGACUACUGGCACGUGCCACCAUGCCCGGUUAUUUUUGUAUUUUUUGUAGAGAGUGUCUCGCCAUGUUGCCCAGGCUGGUUUCGAACUCCUGGGCUCAAUCAGUCUGCCUGCCUCGGCCUCCCAAAGUGCUGGCAUUACAGGCCAACAGAAACUGAGACAGGGAAGAUGAACAACCAUCAUCCCCGGAAUGCUGUGAUUUGCCAUAACCAAGAAGUUACCUGUAGUCAACCACAGUCUGAAAAUAUUAAGGUAUUUUAAGACAGAAAGAGAGAGAGGAGAGAAACCGCAUUCACGAAUAUAUGUGGCUAGUAAAAUCAAGAAUUUUACAUCAAACAUUCUCAAGGCAUUGAGUGUGGAACCUUCUGAGAAUGAAAAGGGCAGAGAUGAGAUCUCCGUUUUUCAAAUUAAGUAAAAUUUAAAGAAAAAAGAAAUCCUCUUUUUAGAACAUCUCUUGGUGGUACCGUCAGAAAUGUCUUCCUUAAGUGGAAAAGUCCAAACCGUUUUGGGCCUUGUAGAGCCAAGCAAACUGGGCCGUACCCUGACCCAUGAACACUUGGCCAUGACCUUUGACUGCUGUUACUGUCCACCUCCCCCGUGCCAGGAAGCUAUUUCCAAAGAACCUAUCGUGAUGAAAAAUUUAUAUUGGAUUCAGAAAAACGCCUAUUCCCAUAAAGAAAACCUUCAAUUAAAUCAGGAGACAGAAGCCAUAAAGGAAGAACUGUUGUAUUUUAAAGCUAAUGGUGGAGGGGCUUUGGUGGAAAACACAACCACUGGGAUUAGCCGAGACACACAGACGUUGAAGAGGCUUGCAGAAGAGACUGGCGUCCAUAUCAUAUCCGGAGCCGGGUUUUAUGUGGAUGCAACUCACUCCUCAGAGACCAGGGCCAUGUCAGUGGAGCAGCUUACCGAUGUCCUUAUGAAUGAAAUUGUCCAUGGAGCUGAUGGAACCAGUAUCAAGUGUGGCGUUAUUGGAGAAAUUGGUUGCUCCUGGCCUUUGACUGAGAGUGAAAGAAAGGUUCUCCAGGCCACAGCUCAUGCCCAGGCUCAGCUUGGUUGUCCUGUUAUUAUCCAUCCUGGACGGAGCUCCAGGGCACCAUUUCAGAUUAUCCGAAUAUUGCAAGAAGCAGGUGCAGACAUCUCCAAAACAGUCAUGUCACACCUGGAUAGGACUAUACUUGAUAAGAAGGAGCUCUUGGAGUUUGCUCAACUUGGCUGCUACUUGGAAUAUGAUCUCUUUGGUACUGAACUACUUCAUUACCAACUCGGCCCAGAUAUUGACAUGCCUGAUGAUAACAAAAGAAUUAGAAGGGUGCGUCUCCUGGUGGAAGAGGGCUAUGAAGAUCGAAUUCUGGUAGCACAUGACAUACAUACGAAAACCCGGCUGAUGAAAUAUGGAGGUCACGGCUAUUCUCAUAUACUCACCAAUGUUGUUCCUAAAAUGUUGCUGAGAGGUAUAACUGAGAAUGUGCUUGAUAAGAUUCUAAUAGAGAACCCUAAGCAAUGGCUAACUUUCAAAUAGGAUGGUUGCUUAUGAAUUCACACCUUGAGUAUAAAACUUGCAGAGAACAUUCAGCGAUUUCCAGUCCACUGUGAGAUAUUAAUCAGUUACCUAGGACUAAUGACUGAUCAUUUCCUUCUGAUGAGAACUAGGAGGGUUUGCCUUCUCUGAGACCAGCUAUUACAACUGUGCCUCUAGGGAGUUACUCAGCCUAAUUGAGCCCUAUUAUUUUGCCUUAACAAAAUAAAUACAGAAGUACCUAUUUCUAAACAAUGAUUUAAAGUCUGUAUCCCCUAAGCAGAGUUGUUGUUUUUCUCCCUAAUCUGUCAGCUGCACUACUUGAGAAAAUUUAAAGUGUUUCUAGUUAAAUUAUUUCCUUCUUGAGCGAUCUAAUGUUUCUUGUAAUAUUGAUGAUCCUACUAAUUAUCCUGCUGUUCUUUAAUUAAUGCUUAAUGAAUAAUAUGGCACUGUAAAAUAGCUUCUGCAACAAGGGAAGUUAAAUUUUGAGACUUUUUUCCCCAAAGGAUACUGACUGUAAUACAAUUACCAAUUCACAAUGAUAAAAAUAUUUUGAAAGGUUAA
Gorilla gorilla gorilla (western lowland gorilla) is the source of this 2333-nucleotide messenger RNA. It is a transcript of the gene PTER, whose product is annotated as phosphotriesterase related. Bases 723 to 1772 code for a protein of 349 amino acids. The record is from RefSeq and is a predicted model, not a curated record. The transcript has 9 exons. Gene Ontology annotation, molecular function: zinc ion binding; hydrolase activity, acting on ester bonds. Gene Ontology annotation, biological process: catabolic process. Lineage: Eukaryota; Metazoa; Chordata; Mammalia; Primates; Hominidae.